This is a messenger RNA of Lineus longissimus, 1752 nucleotides long. Its product is annotated as G-protein coupled receptor GRL101-like. NCBI's taxonomy places the organism in Eukaryota, Metazoa, Nemertea, Pilidiophora, Heteronemertea, Lineidae. Gene Ontology annotation, biological process: hormone-mediated signaling pathway; activation of adenylate cyclase activity; adenylate cyclase-activating G protein-coupled receptor signaling pathway. Bases 1 to 1752 code for a protein of 583 amino acids. Gene Ontology annotation, molecular function: G protein-coupled peptide receptor activity; protein binding. The record is from RefSeq and is a predicted model, not a curated record. The transcript has a single exon. Gene Ontology annotation, cellular component: plasma membrane.
AUGUCGUAUCACGUGCCGUUGGAGACGUCAACAAAGCACCAAUGGUUUUACUCAUGUGAAGAAUUCAACGACUCGUUCGCGAAUGAUUCAAAUGCGACUAUUUCUGUUUCACGAUUGUACGACCGCGUCUCAGAUUGUGAAAAUGCAGAGGAUGAAAGCAACUACAUUGACAAAAUAUGUCAUCCGACAACAGAACGGUGCUGUUCAGAUGGUGAGUGCAUUGACAGAAACAAAGUUUGUGACGCGUAUGAGGAUUGUAGAGAUGGGAGUGAUGAAGAUUUGGCGAUGUGCAGAUUUUUUGGGUGUUCUAAGAAUGCCUUUCUUUGCUAUUCAUGGGAUUGCAUAGCAGACCUCCGUGUUGGGGACGGCCAGAUUGAUUGCCAAGGGCUUUCCAUGGAAGACGAAGUAGAGUUGUAUGCUGAAGUUUGCGGCGCGGAUGAAGUGAAAAGCCCGUCUUCUGAUCAUUGUAUACCGAGGGAUAUAAUAUGUAUGUAUGAUAAGGACAAGUACGGUUACGUUGUUGGCUGUAGAGAUAUGUCGCACCUUGGAAAUUGCAAAGAAUUCCAGUGUCCGGGGAUGUUCCAGUGUUCAGCCGGUUACUGUAUACCACAAGAUAUGGUCUGUGAUGGAACUUGGGACUGCGCGGACGGACAGGACGAGCAGGCGUGUUCUGACCACAUCAGCUGUCCUGGGGCAUUAAAAUGUGGAGGCCAAGAGGAGACGAUCUGCAUUAAUCAACAUGACGUCUACGACGGUGUCGUUGACUGCAAACACUCACGGGAUGAUGAAAAGUUUUGCGACAUUCUUCCAUGCGAUGGCGGGUGCCGGUGUGUCGGCCAUGUUGUUGACUGUACCUCGGCAAACAUGUCGGGUGUUCCAACAAUGUCAGGGUCGAUCCGAGCAGCUUUGUUUGCAAACAAUCGUCUGCAACUGACUCCAGCAACAUUUGAUGACUUCCACCUGAUCGCGUAUUUGAAUCUUUCUCGUAAUGAGUUAGAGACGCUAACGAAUGGAACAUUCAAGAAUCUGGCCAAUUUUCUCAGCCUUGAUCUAAGCUAUAACCAAUUGACCAGUCUGGUACCUGGAAUGUUCGCAGGACUGACGCAAGUACACCAGCUUGAUCUAAAUGGCAAUCCCAUUAGCGCCAUUAAAGCUUUUGCUUUUACCGGCUUGGACAGCCUGCUUCGUUUAGACCUUGGGAAUUUCAAUCUUGGAUCACUUUGGGAGAACGCAUUUCGAGGUCUAACGAAUCUUAAAUACCUCUCAGUGACUAAUUCCAAACUAAAGCGCAUUCACGUAGGUGCGUUCAAUGGCUUCUCUCAACUACUCGAACUUGACAUAAGGUAUAAUCUAAUUGAAUUAAUUCUUGCAGAGGAUUACCAGGGCCUAUCUUCGUUUGGCGAACUCACCCUUCACACGGACGUGCUACGCUUCUGUUGUGCUGCACUGGUGGCGGGUAUCACCGCUGAUGAUCUCUGCACACCAGGUCCAGAUUGUUUCUCCUCCUGCUCCGAUCUUCUGGAUUCAUAUUUCUUCACCAUCACCUACUGGAUGUUUGGCAUCACAGCGGCGCUGGGAAACCUUUUCGUAAUCAUCUGGAGAAGCUGUAAAGAAAAGACCGAAAUUGUGAAUCUGCUGAUCUUAAACUUGGGUCUCUCUGACUUUUUGAUGGGGCCUUAUCUCCUUAUUGUUGCGGUUGCCGACCAUAUUUACUCGGGGAAAUAUGCUUACUUUGAGUCUAUGGCUGAAUAG